Paramisgurnus dabryanus is the source of this 7672-nucleotide messenger RNA. RefSeq names its product RUN and SH3 domain containing 2 (gene rusc2). The record is from RefSeq and is a predicted model, not a curated record. Gene Ontology annotation, molecular function: protein binding. NCBI's taxonomy places the organism in Eukaryota, Metazoa, Chordata, Actinopteri, Cypriniformes, Cobitidae. Gene Ontology annotation, cellular component: cytoplasmic vesicle.
GAACCCACAUCACAAACCAGCCGGAUUCCCACACAGACGUGAUAUGUGAUCCAAAAUCAAAGAUGCUAAAGUCAGCAUAAGAAGACAUACUGAAGAACCCCUGCAAAACAGAAGCGAGCCCGCAUCGCUCAGAGAUGCGUGAGGACGCUAUUUUUCCCGACGUCGCGUCGCUCGCGUGGACCCUGCGUCGGCCGUUGCGCCGUGUCGUUUGAGCAGAGAAAUCAGCUGAAACGUUGCGAUCGUUUACCGUGAUAUUGUGAUCUCAAUGGAAACCGAAGAAAUGUCAUUUAUCGUCAACAUGAUUUCCUUCCAUCAAGACAUUCACUUUAACCUUCUCUUUAAUGUUCCCUAUUCUCCAAAACCACGAAUUGGCAUUGGACGUGUGAACUAAAUUCCCUGCAAAACCCAGUCUGCAACUAAUGAACAGUUUUUGUCCUCGCCCACACCUGGAGAAGAUGGACAGCCCGCCUAAGCUAUCCGGGCAGACCCUUAUUGUCCACCACAUUCCGCUGGUCCACUGCCAGGUCUCGAACUCGCGACAGUGCUACGGUAGUCCGUUAAAACGGAGCGGUAAUCCUUUCAGCUGUCCCGAGAACCUGGGACUGAGUCGGACCACCUCCUUGCCUGAGAGAGACAUUCUUCAGCGGGAGGCACUGGUUUACAGUAGCCUCAUACAGACGUCCAGCAGCAGUCUAAGCUCUAGUGACACCUGUGGGGAUGGAGGGAUAAGAGGAGGGGAGAAACAAAGAAGAGGAGGGAGAGAAGGAAGUAUGGCGAGUGACACUUCCUCUUUCACAUCAAGUAAUUCUGAAGAUCACGCUCAAGCACUGCCAACGAAAACACGGCCGAACUCGCGGCGUAACCCUUUUCUGCUCAACGCUGAAGAUGAAGAUGAUGAGGAGGAUGAAGAAAAUCUAAAUGGAUAUUUGGAAGACUCUUCUUUUCACUUGCACGGCGAUUCGCAUGCAAUUUCUAAAGCCAUGCUUGUGAAUGAAGACCUGCCUCCUUUUCACCUACACGACCUUGGUUUCACCACUGAACCUUUUCUCCUGCAUGCCUCAACGGAGGAACAGUGGUGUCCUGUAAAUGGGCGAAGCAGGGCAGCAGACAGCAGUGACAAUACAAUGGGUGAAACUUUUGAUUUGUCUGCUCACUUGGAGGGACUAAACAUAGACAGCCAGCGACGUCAUGGUAGCAGCGGUUCCACCCUUUCAAUGGACUGUGGGGAGCAAGAAUGGGGUGAAGAGGAUGAUGACGAUUAUGAUCAAUCAAUGCAGGGCGGCAGAGGAAGCUCGUUGAGUUCCAGUCUGACGGCACCGCGCUGUACAUGUUGUGGCCUUUCCCAGCCAUACCCGGACUUAUUUUCUGAAUGCCACCAGGGCUACGGCAGUGAUUCCUCCUGCAACAGCUCAGAUGGAGUGCUUGUUAACUUCAGCACGAUCUAUAACAAGAUGAACAACGUAAUCCCAGCGAAGCCGUCACUCAACAUCAACAGUUCUGCUGACCAAUCCUGUGCCUCGUCUGUGUCUGAUCCCGUCGGUAUGUGCGGUAAAGACUGUAGCAGUGGACGUGGAGCUUUCUACCUGGACUUACAAACCUCCCCAUCAGAACCUCCUCAGCAUCCUUCAGGCACUCAAGAACAUGCAAACUCUUCUUCUGUAUGCCUCCCGCAACUGCAAGGUGCCACUAUGGAAGUAGAUGCAAACUGUAACUCGUACCACAACCACCUUGGAAGCGAGGGCCUUUCCUCUGACGAGACCUCCGCCAACGACCUCACGUCUUGUUUUCAAAGCCAGGCACGCUUGGUUGUAGCAACCCAGAAUUAUUAUAAGCUUGUGACGUGUGAUAUUUCAUCUCAGUCCUCUCCGAGUCCAGUGGGUUCGUCCGUGACAAGCUGCUCAGAUGAGCACAGUAAAGGAAGUCCGACUCAUCCAACUGAAUACUAUCUAUUCCAACAAAUGAAAGAGGAUGAUGAAGAAGAGGACUCCGAGCUGAAUGAGGAGAAGAUGGGCGACUCCACCCAUGAGAACGUAAUUGAAGGGCAGGUGUACAUCAACAUCUCUCCACCUAUAACGCUCUGCAAUUCAGUUGCUUCCUCCGGGAGCGUUCGCCCUCGUUCCCGCAGCUACGACCGGAACCUAGACAAGACUCCUUCUUCUCGACUCGGAUCGCUGGAGCGGAUGCUCAGCUGUCCCGUCCGGCUCAGUGAGAGCGCGGCCCCGAGCCCACCACCUCCACCACGUGUCACUUCUUUUGCAGAAAUAGCGAGGAAUAAGAGAAAAAAUGGAGGAUCACCAUCACAGAAGGGUGGCUUGGAGGCUACGUCCAUACACUCCCACUCUUCUGGAGAGUUUUCGCCCAUCCUGGAAGACCUUCAACAGGGCCAGUGCCACAGUCUGCCACCGCUCACCCGAUGCCACAGCCAGGGGAGCUAUGAUAUGCCGUCCCCACACAGAUCACGGAGCACACCACUGCGAGAGUCACCGGGGGGAGCGGGAAAUCAGGCUCGAACCAAAGCAGAAGGUGGCCUAUCUAGCUCCACAGACUCUUCUCCAGCUGUCGUUCGCUAUAGCAAAGAUCAGCGACCGACCUCCUUACCCAUUCAGCCCUUCACUUUCCAGCACCAGUUUGGAAAACCACAGACGAAGCCCAUCCUUCCACUUUUGGACGGAUACAUCAGCCAUAUGCAGGCUCGGGGGGCCGCGGCACCCGAAGGUGGUGAAGACGACACUGAAGAAGACAACGAACGACCUCAUGGCUCUUCCGAUGUCCCGACAACAGUGCGGCCAUCUCCGCUGGGGAGCUACUCUCCAGUUCGCCUCCAGGGUGCGCCGACAUCUUCCGGAACCUGCUCGACUUGCACUCCGACCCCGCCUGGUCCAAGACCACCUCGCUCCAUCUCUUGUCCCAUCUCGGCCGGUCUCCUGCCCCAGCAUACGCCACCUGGAUUGGCCGAGACUCAAUCCAAACUUGCUCCCUUACCUCCUACACCUCCUCCUCUUCCUUUGAUGAAGAAGAGCCCGCUAAUGCCAGCUCUGCCAACUAGAAGUCAUUGUUUUCACCGUGGGGGUUUGUCCGCUCUGCCAACACUUCCAAGUUCAGGGCUCAGUCCUCUCGGAAAGUUGGAGCCAGCGCCACAGGAAGAGCCAGUGAAGGUUUUACCGACGUGUGUUACACAACCAAAAACUAAUGUUCACCACCUCUCCCCGCAGGCACUAAAAUGGAGAGAGUACAGGCGAAAGAAUCCUCUGGGUCUGGAGCGUGGUAAAGACGGACCCUCUCAUUCGCUAUCUUGUGCUCUGGAAGGCUCCAAGAGACCUGGAGCUCGUGUCAUGCGACGCAAUGUGUUCGAUUUCCCGCCGACCAAUCAACCACUCAGCUUCAGCAGAUUGAAUGGUCAGGCAUUGAGGCAAUUGCCCCAGUGUUACAGCGACUUCCUGCCAGAUUAUUUUUCUCAGACAGAGCGCCCCCCAGAGGAAUUCUGCUUAUCUCCAGAUGGUAACACAGAUGAAUCCAUCUCAAUAGAUCUGACACAGAAGAGAGGUUUGGUCAAGGCCAUAAACACAGCAGUUGAUCUGAUCGUUGCUCAUUUUGGCACCAGCCGUGAUGCUGGUGUUAAGGCUAAAUUGGGGAAUAGUUCUGUCAGUCCUAAUGUGGGUCACUUGAUUUUGAAGUACCUGUGUCCUGCCAUUCGUGAGAUACUUCAGGAUGGACUGAAAGCAUAUGUACUGGAUUUGAUUAUCGGGCAACGCAAAAAUCAACCUUGGAGUGUAGUGGAGGCCUCCACACAACUGGGUCCCUCUACACGGGUUUUGCACAGCCUAUUUUCUAAGGUUUGCCAGUAUUCAGAGCUGACCAAUCACAGUAUGAGGUUCAACGCCUUCAUCUUUGGCCUGCUAAACUUGCGUUCUCUGGAAUUCUGGUUCAAUCACAUCUAUAUGCAUGAAGACAUCAUAGCAGCACACUACCAACCAUCGGGUUUUCUACCCCUAUCUCAAGGGGCGUGCCAGCCGAUGUUCGAAGAGAUACUGCUCCUAUUACAGCCACUGUCGCUGUUGCCCUUUGACCUUGAUCUGCUGUUCGAGCCACACCAGCUACAGAAAGGAGAAGAACAUCUAAGACGCAAAGAACAGCUGUGUUCAGCUCGCCAAGGCCUCGACCAAUCAGACCGCUCCACCUUCCAGCUCAUGAGAGAGAGUGGAAUGGAGUCUGGCGCACAGGAAGUAGAGAUUGUGCACCAAAGAGAAAGAUUUAUGCUGGGAGAAGAACAUGCCAGGAUUAGGAUGGAGAGUGCUGGAUUAAAAAUGAAAAGAGAUGGGCGGACGUUUGAUGGAUCAAGCCGUGACUCGCUGGCUAAGGAGGCAGGCAAAGAGUGUUUACGAAAGAGUGACGAAGGAGGCGAAGGGUGCGCUGGCAGGAUGAAGGGAGUUGGAGAAGACAGCGAGAAGGAGAAAAGGAGAGAACGAGAUGGAGACGUGGCCAGACAGAGAAUCCGACAAGCUGGCUGGUGGUACCAGUUAAUGCAGAGUUCACAGGUUUACAUUGACAAUUCUACCGAAGGGUCAAAGUUUGUCAAGUGGGAGAAGAGGAAGAAAGGAGGCAUUGAGAGUCAUAGGCAAAGCCAUCCACCUCUUAGAGAAGGUGUAGUUGAGGGGGCUGAGGCUGUUCAGCGGACGGAUGAACGGCUGGAACAGAGCAGUAGCAAUACAAAUAGCGUCGUUAACCAAUCAGCAUUGUCUGAACCCACAAGAGCCACAAAGAAGAAGCCAUCGUGGAUGGGAAGUCCACCAGAAUCAGUGCUUACCGAGCUGAUAAAGAGUAAGGAGAAGGUGCCAGACUCUCAAGAUGCAGGCGAAGGGGUUCAGACUCAGGGAACAGGGGAAGAUGGGUCAACACAGGGGCUGCGUUGGGGGCGGCUGUUUGGAGCUGGAAAUCCAAGCAAGAUGGAGAAAAAUGACCAGAAAUCAGUCAGGAAACAACGGUUGCCGUCUGGAUGGUUGAGCCUCGACCGUUCUGUGUUGGAUCUGGUGGCUUAUACUGUUGGAGUGGGAAGAAAAGUGGAGCAACAAUCUCUCACAUUUCAAUGUCAAGAAUCCCAAGUUGGUCCGACUGAACAAGCACAAACCCUAAAUUCCCAAACACAAAGACAAGCCCCACGUGAAGUGAAGGCAUUGUGCCAUCAUAUUGCCACAGAGCCCGGUCAACUCAGUUUCAAUAAAGGUGACGUGCUGCGGGUGCUCAGCAGGGCUGAUUCUGAUUGGCUGCUGUGCGCUCUGGGGGACAGCGAGGGCCUUGUUCCCAUCAUAUACAUCACCCUGAUUGAGGACAAUCAAGAGACGCAGCAUUGAAACUCUAAAGUUUGGGCUCUGCUAGAAAGAAGGGCGUAAGGCACGGCUGCUUUUCUGAACUGACACUAAGAUAUAAGUCUUGAGAGAUUCAUUUUGUGCAUGUGUAUGUGGACAUCGAUACACACUGACACACACAGAUAUCACAGUUUGUGAAAAGGCCCUCUUUGUUUCCAUAAAGCAGUGAUAUUUAGAAAGUGUCGUUACUUAGUAGUCAAACUGUUUGCCAUGAGCCAUCAGGUUUGCAACUUAGCUUUUAAAUCAUGUCUAUAGCCUUUUAAAAAGUACUAAGAAACCAAAUGAAAAUGUUAGAUACACUAGACACUAUUGGCACACAUGCCUUGGAUUUACUGUAAAAUACUGUAUUAUUUAGAUGUUAACCAACGUAUGUGUUCUGCGACCCUAGUGUUGUGCAUGUGCCUGUAAUAGGCUGUGCGUAACCAAAUUCAUUCAGAAACUCACCUUGGUCUUACGCGCGGGGUCAACAAACCUCUAUAACUAUGAAAUCUAUCUGAAAAGGGAAAUGACUGAAUAAGGGAAAGUCAGUAAGUUCGCCAUCUAUUUUGAAGUCUACCUGCCUUCUAAGUGCAUUAACAUGUAAUAUAAACAGACUCAGCCUUUCGGACAACAACAUAUUAGCUUGUCAAAUUCAUUAAAACAGUCUUGUAAGCUGCUUUGACAGGUAAAUGGUUUGUUCUUUCUUUUCAUGGUUUUCACGCUUGUAAGAGACAAUUAAUAGCAAGGUUUUAAUGCAUGCAAUGAUGUGCACAACAAUGAUUUCUAAAGAGUAAAAUAAGCUUUGUCUGUUCCCUUAACUAUUCUGUAUCCUAAUAACAACUUUUGCACAGCCUGCAAGAGAUAGAAAGGAUGACGUUUCCGCUGUUGGUCUACUUUAGACAAUUGUUUUGAUUUAUGCAACUUUGCAGUUGAUGAUAAUAAUUAAUAAUGUAUAAUUUAUCUGUACACGGGUGUAUGUAUAGUAAGUGGACGAAGUACAAAGAACGGAAUUUAAUGGGGUUUGGUGUUUCCCUCUAAACACUCAUAAGACACAUCAUAAGAUAAUUUAUUUAUUCAAUUAUUUAUCCAUCCAUACAGAGUUUGCUUUGAGCUAACAGUAUAAGCUUUAAAUGCAUCAAUGUUUGAUUGUUAUACACAAAUAACUAAAAGCCAAUUUAAAUAAAACAUCCCUCUACUUUUGGACACAGAGGACAGUAAUAUUUAGAAAGAAAUUGUGUACCAAUGAAAUGGCACAUGCGAUAUUGUGACGAUACCCUGCAUUUAUGGGAUAAAUUUAACUCAAGAUGAGGCCUUAUGGAUAGGAAUGUGUAUUAUGAUGGUUAUUUCAGGAGUUGAGUAGUCACAUUUGUUGGUGUUUUUAUUAGUUGGGCACUUAGUAUGGCCCUCGAUAUUAUUUUGCUUUAAAAUUGUAUUUUGAUUUGAUUUUAUCAAAUUGAAUUGUUAAGACAUCUCUAGAUGACAAUGUUAAGGUUUGUUUUUGUUAAAACAGGUUUAUUAUGAUUUUAUUGUUUCUUAUUUAUGAAAUGCGUUUGCCAUUAUUUUGUGUAUUUAUAUUUGUAAAUAUGUUGCAUUCUCAUAUAAUUAAGAAAAAUAAACGACAUUAUUAACUAUUUGUUAAUAACAACCUAUAACACAUUGUUAUUGUUAAAAAUUCAAUACAAGAAACUAUUCAGAUCGUAUGUACAAUAUAUUGUUAUGGGAUGUAUUGAGUAGAUUAAAAUGCUCUCACGCAUAAAGCUGCGCAGUUUAGAUUAUAGUGCUGCUUUAGAUCAUUAAUUUCUCACUCAACAGUUGUAUGUUGGUCUUCCAAAUACGCAUUGCUUGUUACUGAAAUUCAACCCAUAAAUAUCAUAGAGAGAGAGAGAGAAAUUGUAAGAGAAAAAAGCUGUCUAGUGCCUUUUUUGAACCAAUGUGUUUGCUUGUAGGAGUGUUUAUACUCUUGUAUUUCCUCACCAGUAGGUAGUGACGUCCCAGUUCAUUUCUUAUGUGGGUGAAACUGGUCUUUACAAAAUGUUUAAGAAACUGGCCUCAGAUGUGGUUAUAAUCUGUUGGCACCUUUACAUUCAGUUUGGUAGAGGAUGAACACCAAUGAAAGAAAGACUUGGUUUGGUAAUUGAUGAAUGUUUGUGUAUUUAUCUCUCUUUCUCUAUCUUUCUCUCUCUAAUGGUUUUGCUCAUCCAGAUUUUUUCUUGCCUGUAUUGUAAAUAUGCCAGCUGUAGCACUUCCGUCCCCUCAGUGUGACCACGCUGUGCUUCUAUAACAUUAUCACUAUGUAUGUAUAUCAAUAACAGAGUGCUUAUGUGAUCACA